AUGGUCUCCGCCGCCAUCAGCAAUCUGCUCGCCGAGAAGAACCGCCUACACAAAGCCUACGUAGACCACCCCACUGACGACAACAGAGCUGCUUUUUACCGCAGUCGCCGCCACCUUCAGCAACGACUGCGCGAGAUCCAGGCCGCCUGGACUGCUCGCAAAGCUGAGGAGAUCCAGGGCUACGCGGACCGUAACGAAUUGAAGAACUUCUUCUCUGCGAUCAAAGCUGUCUACGGUCCGCCGAUGAAAGCCACCGCUCCUCUCCUCAGCGCCCACGGCAGUAAUAUUCUGACUGAGAAGACACAAAUCCUACAGCGAUGGGCCGAGCAUUUCCGAGGCGUCCACAACCGCCCCUCCACCAUCUCCGACGCCGCCAUCGCCCGCUUGUCGCAAGUGGAGACCCACGUCGACCUCAACCUCCCGCCAUCUCUCCAGGAAACCAUCAGGGCCGUGCAGCAGCUCUCCAGCGGGAAUGCACCCGGAUCGGACGCAAUCCCUGCUGAGGUCUACAAGCACGGAGGUCCCCAACUCAUGGAUCCCCUGACUGCGAUCUUCCAGAAGAUGUGGCGUCAAGGUGAAGUCCCGUAAGAACUCAAGGACGCAACUAUCGUGCACCUUUACAAGCGAAAAGGGAAUCGCCAAGUCUGCGACAAUCACCGCGGCAUCUUCCUACUGAACAUCGGCGGGAAGAUCUUCGCUCGCAUCCUGCUCAACCGCCUCAACAACCAUCUGGAACAGGGCCUUCUGCCGGAGAGCCAAUGCGGCUUCCGUCGUCAUCGUGGGACCACGGACAUGAUCGUCGCAGCCCGCCAACUUCAGGAGAAGUGCCAGGAGAUGCGUACCCACCUGUACUCUACCUUCGUGGAUCUGACGAAAGCCUUCGACACGGUGAAUCGUGAAGGACUGUGGAAGAUCAUGCAGAAAUUCGGCUGUCCCGAGUGA
Molecule: messenger RNA, 942 nt
Organism: Spirometra erinaceieuropaei
Lineage: Eukaryota; Metazoa; Platyhelminthes; Cestoda; Diphyllobothriidea; Diphyllobothriidae
Source: the annotation of a GenBank genome assembly